CAGAGCAUUUCUCUUCACGCGCGUUACACAGAGACCUCACUGCAGUGAUGUAUCGUUGUGCUGCUUAUUUGCGAUUAGCGAACGUUAUCAGUCGAAUGAAGAAAUGCACUAGAUCAGCUGCCGUUUCUCCUGUGCGGUGGUUGAAUCUGCACGAAUACCAGAGCAAACAGUUGAUGGAAGAGUAUGGUGUUGCAGUUCAAAAGUUUGAAGUGUGUGAGACGGUCAGAGAUGCGGAAGGAGCAGCACAAAGAUUAGCUCCAGGAGCAGAUGAAUUGGUAGUAAAAGCUCAAAUAUUGGCUGGAGGUCGAGGAAAGGGAGUGUUUGAUACAGGAUAUAAAGGAGGUGUGAAAGUGACUACUGAUGCAAGUGAUGUAGGUACGUUUGCUGGUGCCAUGCUUGGCAAUCGUUUAGUAACAAAACAAACGAAGAAAGGUGGAGAACAAGUGACUAAGGUGAUUGUAACCCAAGGGUUUGGACCUCCUCGGGAAACAUAUUUUGCUAUCCUGAUGGACAGGGAAUAUUCUGGUCCAACUGUAGUUGCUAGUGCAGCGGGUGGCAUGGACAUCGAACAAGUCGCUGCUUCCACUCCAGAGAAGAUAGUUACAGUACCAAUAGAUAUCAAAGUUGGUCUUACAAGAGAUUGUGCUAGAGAUUUAGCACUGAAACUUGAAUUUAAACAGCCAGAUGAGGCAGCAGAACAGAUGCAAAAGUUAUACGAGAUGUUCAUAGAUGUAGAUGCUGUUCAAGUUGAGAUAAAUCCAUUAGGAGAAACAAAGGAUGGCCGAGUGCCACAAGCAUUACAAAUCUCAACAACUGAAGUUCUAUGCUAUGAUGCCAAGGUCAACUUUGACGACAAUGCUAAAUUUCGACAGCAGAAAAUAUUUGAAAUGGAAGACGAGUCUGAACUUGACCCUCGUGAAGUUAUCGCAGCUCAGCACCAUCUUAACUACAUCGGUAUGGAUGGCAACAUUGGCUGCUUAGUGAAUGGUGCUGGUUUGGCAGUGGCCACUAUGGACAUAAUCCAGUCUAAUGGUGGUAUGCUGGCUAAUUUGGAUGUCGGAGGAGGAGUCAAUGAGAGGCAGGUCAUUGAAGCGUUUGGCAUCCUUACGAGUGAUGAACAGGUCAAGUCAAUAUUUGUCAACAUAUUUGGAGGCAUUGUCAAUUGUGUGACAAUUGCCCAAGGAGUCACUAAAGCAUGUCAAGAAGUAGAAGUCAAAGUUCCACUUGUCGUUCGUUUGCAAGGUAACAACGUUGAUGCAGCAAAGGAGGUUAUGAGAAACAGUGGAUUAAAUAUAAUGUCUGAGGACGACAUGGAUGAAGCGGCAAAGAAAGCAGUACAGAGUGCAAGACUAUGAACAGCUAGUACUACACACUAUCAAAGCAACAACUCGAAUGU
This is a messenger RNA of Corticium candelabrum, 1396 nucleotides long. RefSeq names its product succinate--CoA ligase [GDP-forming] subunit beta, mitochondrial-like. The record is from RefSeq and is a predicted model, not a curated record. Gene Ontology annotation, molecular function: metal ion binding; ATP binding; succinate-CoA ligase (GDP-forming) activity. NCBI's taxonomy places the organism in Eukaryota, Metazoa, Porifera, Homoscleromorpha, Homosclerophorida, Plakinidae. Gene Ontology annotation, biological process: tricarboxylic acid cycle; succinyl-CoA metabolic process. Gene Ontology annotation, cellular component: mitochondrion; succinate-CoA ligase complex.